Messenger RNA from Taeniopygia guttata (zebra finch), 9055 nucleotides. NCBI's taxonomy places the organism in Eukaryota, Metazoa, Chordata, Aves, Passeriformes, Estrildidae. The record is from RefSeq and is a predicted model, not a curated record.
CUUUCUUUUGGAUUUUGAGAACACUACCAUGACAAUCCCUAAGAGAGAUACAGCUGCUAUGAAACAUCUGUCUUACCUUCAGAAGAUGCCUGAGAGUUAAAGAGAAUCCAUAGAAGAGGAAGGGAAGUCAUGCAGUAAAGCAAAGUAAUGAACUGCUUUUGUCUAUGUAUUGUUCAGCUUGAAUCAUUAUAAUCAGAAAAUAGGAAAAUUUUUUAAAUAGACUUUUCAGUCUAUGAGAAAUUGUUCAGCCAGCAAUACCUCAAAGCUAUUCAUCCUGGACAGAAAGAAUCCUGAACAAAAUUUCUGCUAUGGAAACCAAUUUUUGGCCAGAGAGGCCAAAGAUGGUAGCUGAAUGGAAAACCAGAGCUCAGAUAUAGAGCCAACAUGAAAGGAAUUUUCAAGGAUGUACAGUUCCCUGUUCAUAAUACAAUAUUGAAAUCCACAGGGAUUUUGCAGCAAUAUCCAUGAGCAUUAGAGAACAUGGCCCUCAGUGAAUAAGCACCAGCCCGUUCCUUAACUGUGCAAAGCAGAACUGCUGGAACAUACUUUGGGUGAGUCUCAUGAGCCUUUGGUUACCAGUGUUGUGCCUUCCAUCACACAUACACACUCACAAAGGGUUUCCUCAGCAACUCCACUGAGGCUUACAGCUCUUAAUGCAAACCUUUUUGUGUCUAUUAUGAAAGUGACUUCCUGUAGGAAAGUAAGGCUGUGAUAUUUUGGAAGUUGUUUUGAACACAAAAGCUCAGUCUUUUAGAUUGCAAGGGUGGGUUUUUUCCUCUAGAGCUUUUUUUAAAAGCUGUCAGAUUGAACCUUUUCCUUGCUUGCUCACCUCAGAAACUAGCUGUGUUUCGAAGUCCUCCAGCAUCCUUCCACACCUGCAUUUCUAGUAUCACCUACCAUAUUUCUUCCCAAAUGAUAUGAAGAGCCUCAGUAAUGCAACAUGAACACUGCAGGUGAGACACACCAAGAUAACACUCUGCAAUGCUGCUGGUCACACCUGCAGCUUCCUCAGAAGGUCAUUUUCUUAAGUGAAGUUAGGAAUUCAAAAGGUUCAGAAUUUCCAAUCUAGUAGAUGCAAAGAUAGAUUAUGGUCUCAAAUAUUUGUGGUCAUUCAGAAUCUCACCAAACUUUGGACAUUCUCACAGAGCUGAUGGAGCAAGACUCAAAAGAAGAGAAAGAUUGAGCAUACAGAAUAAUUAGUAUGAGAAGUGAGGGAUUUUUUUAACUAAUAAAAGAUAGAAUACAAAUUAAUGAGAAACCUAUGUAACUUGUAGCCAAUGAACAUCCAUGCCUUUGUUUGCCAAAACAUAUUAAUAAUGAAAAGUUCUAAUAGCUCUGGUGCUGGUUUUGUGGAUUUGCCACCCAGUCUCCCUUUCUGUGCAGAACUGUAAAUAAACCAGAUAGCUUGACUGUGUGUGGGGAUUAGCCGCUCUCAUACCAGUUGAAAAAAACAUUUUGGGACAACAAAGGCAUGGAUGAAAAUACAGGAGGAAAUCCUCAGAACACAAAUUAAGAUAGUUCAUGUCAGGGCAAAAUACUGACCUCUAUCAUUACACACAUUCAAAUUAAGGCCAGGAAUUCAUAUUUUAGAUGUAGAAAACUGUAGAAAGUGGCCUGGUAUCAUUUAUGCUGGUGCUUCCAAUACCACUGAGCAUGUUCUGUCUCCUCCUUUGGCAGUAGGGUAGUGUCCCAGUCAACAUCAAAGCAAAGAAGUUGAUGAUCACCUGAAAAGCUUAGGUAGUUCUCAGGUGUCUCACGGCCUCUUCUUUGCCAGUCUGCUUUUCCCUUGAAGACCACCUUUAUAGUCUACUCCACUAGAUUAACUAUGACUUGCUCCAGCAAUUCCUUUCUGCUCUUUACAAGCAGCUAUGGGUGUUGUACAAAAAGUGAACAACCAGUCUUUUCUGUAGUCAUGAACUGGAAUCACAGUAAUAAGCUGAACUCUUGUUCCCCAAACUUUUGUUCUUGAUGUGUAUAGGGAUUGCCUCAUGGAUUUCAGCCUCAGAAGCUGCUAAGAGAUCUGCCUGCAGGGCUGCUGGAGGCGUUUAUCACUUGAGGGGUUGUGCUGCACAUUAGAAUAGAGUUAACAAAUAACCAUAUGAACUUUUGUACAGAUUUCUUAUUGUUUUAUUGUCUCCUAUCAAAAGUGAUUGUUUUAUUGUCUCCUAUCAAAACAGAACACUGAAAUACAGAAUCUUAUUUGUGCAGCCCUUCAUUAUUUUCUGCUCUGAGUGCUGUUAUUCUGAGAUGUUGCUUUUCUUCAAAAGUGCACAGAGGAGUUCCAAUGCAGCCUGGGUGUGAGAGAGCCUGAAGAGGCUGAUGUCCUGCAGCACAGAUCAGGCCCCAUGUCUGUAAGUACUGCAAAGAGAUCAGCUGCUCCCAGGAAGGAAACAGCCUUGUCUCUUCUCAGUGAGCAUAUUCCCAUGGAACCUGGUAGAAGUGGAUCUUCUCUACAAAGAGAAAAUUAUAAAUUCUUAUACAGUUCAGCAGCUGAUUUGCUCAUAGGAGCUGCUGUCUUUUGCAGGAGCCAUUUCUUACUGGCAGCUGAUAAAAACCUUGCAGUCCAACGCAGGGAGUCUGGAUGUCAUUGUGUUCAUCAAAUCCUAUUGCCUUUCCCCUUAAGACUCUGGUGGAACUUUUCUUAAAAGCUAUAGCCAGUGGAAUAAUACUACAAAAAGUAUCUGUUCACACUCUAGUACAGUCUCUUUAUUAAUUUCUAAUUUGUGUAGGUCCAUGCAUGAUUAAAAACAGAAAACUAAGCAAAUAAGAUUGCAGAUCACCAAAAAUGCAGCUAUAGGCAUCAUGAGAGGAAGCUCAUAAAUGUUUUCAAAAGGUUGUUUGUUUUAACACCAGGUAAGCAUGGCAACGUAAGUGAUGAUUAGAUGAACCAGCAUUCUGUCGGAUGCUGCUACAAGCAAACUGUGAACAUCAUGUGCAAGCCAGACAAGCUCCUGUUUCAUAGAACAUCCUAUUUUUCAUUUUGGGCCAAUGGCAAGAGAGAUGGCCAAUCUCUUUGCAUGAGUGUUGGCAGAGUCUGAACAUGUGAAAGACAUACUUUCACUUCUGAUGCACCAAGUGGAGCUGCAAGGUAAGUGCCUGCAUGCUGCUGGCUUUAUUCUUACUGAUGGACUGUUUAACAGCAUGGUUUUGGGACAGAUUUGAACUGGAAUGAAAAAGGACAGGAAACAUCUGGGGAACAAUGAAAAUUGUUACUGCCAGCUCUCAUCCAGUUCUGGUUUCCAGUCAAAUAAAUGGAUCUUUUCCUAAUUAGUGACAAAAUCAAGUUCUUCCGAGCAGGGACAAAUGACCAGUGAAGGUAAUGUUGCUUGUUAUACUGGGUCUGCUAGAAGGGAGGUUCUUCUUAAUUUUCCUCUUUGGAAUUUCCCCUCUGAGUGUUCUGGUGUUUCUUAUUUCCUCCUUUCUACUGUCACUUUCUCUUAGCUCUGGGCUGGGCUGGCAGUUCUCAUCAUUUUUUAGUACUGGAUCCAGAGUGAAAGAGCAGGAGCUGUCUGGCUUCAUAAGACAAAGAGACAAACCAUGGAUUCAGUAUUUGUGCCUGAAAAUGGCUACCUUGAUUUACUGCACAGUGAUAUUGAUCCAUUGCAUCUGUGUACUUUCUUUGAUACUAAGUCAUCUGGAGAUGAAGAAGGUGACUUCUCUACAGAUCUUGAAGUUGAGGCCAGCAACUAUGAACAGUUAAAUAAUGUGGAUUUCCCAUAUGAAAAUGGAGAUGGGUUCUACCCCUGUUGCAACACCACAGAUGCUUAUGCUAAAAUAGCUGAAUUAGUAGAAUAUGUGCUCAAGGAUCAGCAGGAGAAGCAGGUCGAAGACAUUUUUGCAGGGAACCUUAUUUUGGAUGACAUUGCUUCUGAAAACACUGAGAAAUUUCCUGACAUGAAGAUCCAGUCAUGUCUUAAACGAACUUUCUUAGGCUCUGCAGCAGAAAGUUACUGUGAUGCUUCAGAACCCAAAUAUAAGAAAAUUGUGGAAGUCUCUACAGCUUCUGCAGGGAAUGGCAGUUUCUUUGCUAUGCCUCUCAACAGCCACCCAGUGAACUGCACCUCUCUAACUAACCAGUACAUGUCCUGUUCUGUUCCUGCUGCCCAUGGGCUGGAAAGAAGCCUCAUAAUUCCUGGAUUGUCAGAACCUUUGACCACAGAGUGCCAACCAGUCAGUGUGAAAGGGUACCAAGAGAAUCUAGGCUUGGCAGGUCCUCCUCAGCAGAUAUUUAACUUUGUUCUUGAAAAUGGUACAUCUGAUGUUAUAGUAUAUCCAGUGCUGACAUCUUCCAUGGAAACAUUCAUGUCUCCAAGUUUUCCAGUUAAUUUAUGUGCACAACAAACGUAUGCCACAAGCCCUGGAAUUCCAGAUGCAGCAACAGACAGAUUAGCACAUUUAGAGGAAUUUCAAGAAGUUCAAGAUUCCAUAAUUUCUUCUGAAGAACCUUUCAAAAGACCAGAGCAAGUGGAAACUUUCUGUUCAUCCCUUAAGGAUUAUUUCCGAGACACCUGCAAAUCUGUGACCAUGGAGCGGGAAGUAAAUCUGGAUCACCUGUUCAUUGAUAGGACACUUGUUCAAAGUCAAACUGAAACCAAGACUGGAAAGAAUAGUGCAAAAGCAAUGGAAAAGGAGCUGGUAACCUGCAGCCUGCAAGAGAAGGAAAAGACAGCCAUUGAUAGAAGCCAAAUAUUUCAAAUCCCACAGCGUAAAGACUUGGAGACUAAAGUGAUUGUGGUUCUGGGAAAGGCAGGAAUGGGCAAAAGCAUUCUCAUUCAGAAGAUCUGCCAGGACUGGUCCAAUGGAGAGUUUUCUCAGUUUGAAUUUGUAUUUUGGUUUGACUGCAAACAACUAAGUUUGCCUGAGAAGCAAUACAGCCUGAAGGAGUUGCUUCUUGAAUUUUUUGUAAAACCUCAAGAGGGAAGCAAAGAGAUCUUUGAGUAUAUGUUGCAAAAUCCUGGUAAAGUCCUUCUGAUUUUUGAUGGUUUUAAAGGAUUGCAUGAUCAUGAGAAUUUUCCUCGUUGCUCAGCCAGCCAGCCUGAAAAGGAUUUAUGCAGUAUAAAGGAGCUGCUCUCAGGACUCAUCCAAAAAAAGGUGCUCAAUGGCUGUACCUUAUUAUUUACAGCAAGACCAAAAGACAAACUGUACCAGUAUAUGUCCAAAGUGGAUAAGACUAUUGAAAUUGUAGGAUUUUCUCCUCAGCAGAGAGAAUUGUACAUAACCAAAUACUUUGAAGAAUCACUCUAUUGUGAUAGUGCACUGAAAUUAAUCAAAGAGUGUGAGUACUUGUUCAGUCAUUGUUACAGUCCUGUUAUGUGUAGAUUUGUUUGUUUUCUCUGUGAGAUAGUGCUUGAAAUGGGAGAGAACAGUCUUCCUUCAACUCUUACUGAAGUCUUCCUGAAAUUUUUUCAGCAGAAGAUCAUGUUUAUGCAAACAGAUGUUACAACCACACAAAAUCAAGAGAGUCUUGCUACCCUAGCUCGUGUAGCCUGGUGUCUUGGAGAAAAGCACCAAAGUGCCAUGAAAAGUGAUCUUAUUCCUUCUAAGGAAGUUAAAGAGUUUGCUCUGAAGUAUGGGUUUUUCCUGCCAUUUGCAUUGCCCAGACAUUCAGAUAGUGAAGAAGAGGAAUUUGGGAGCACAUUCUCUGAUUUUGUCAUUCAGAAUUUCUUGUGUGCACUUCACCUUUUGCUAGCAGAAGAGCUCAAGGAUAAAAAUCUAACAAAGUACUUGUCUUUUCUAUCAAAGAAGAAAAAACCUUAUAACUGGUUAGAUUUAAUGCCUCGAUUUUUGGCUGGUUUGAUGUUUCUCCAGGAUGACCCCUCCUUCUGCUCUCUUUCAAAUGAGGAUGAAAAACAGUCAACCAAGAAGCAGAAGACACUCUUGAAAUACAUCAGAAGGCUGCAGAUUAAUACUCUCUGUCCAGAGAGGUUGCUGGAGCUUUUAUGUUGUGUUUAUGAAACACAGAACAAUUAUCUUCUGCAGCAUGUGGCCUUGAGACUCGAGCCAGAAUUGUCUUUUCUGGGCAUAGUUCUUACACCACCUGAUGUCCAUGUACUUCACUCUGUUUUGAAAAGGUCAAGAAAAGAGUUUUCCUUGGAUUUGCAGAACAGCAGCAUUGACAUGCAAGGGCUGCAAGCCUUGGUCAGCCUAAGGAAUGUGACAUCAUUCAGGGCUUCCCUCAGUGACACAGUCAGACUCUGGAAAUCUUUGGAACAGACAAAAGACUACGAACUGCUGAAAGCAUCCACAGAGAAAUUUGUUCUUGAUCCCUUUAAGGCAAAGACAAUGAAGGACAUCAGUGACCUCUCCGACCUUGUAGAGUUGCAGGAGAAGAUGAUGAAUUGUGUGCAAGAAGCAUCUGGUUGCACCAGCUAUGAAAUUCCUGCCAUCAGAAACCUCAGAAAACUUGAAUUUGCGCUGGGUCCAGCAUGUGGCCUUCAAGGAUUGCUAAAACUCGUGAAAAUUCUUGCAGCAUUUCCAUCACUUCAGCAUUUAGACCUUGAUGCUCUGAGUGAAAAUAGCAUAGGAGAUGAAGGAGCAAAGAGUCUAUCUGAAGUCUUUCCAACCUUGACAUCACUAGAAACAUUAAAUUUAUCACAGAAUAAAAUAACAGACGUGGGUGCAGAGAACCUUGCUACAGCUCUCCCUUCCUUGUCUUCCUUAAAAACACUAAGCUUGUACAAUAACAACAUUUGUGAUUUUGGAGCAGAAAAUCUGGCAAAGGUUCUUCCUGCAAUGACAUCUUUAAGAGUGCUAGAUGUUCAGUAUAACAAAAUAACUGGUGUUGGAGCCCAGCAGCUGACUGACAGCCUACGAAAAUGUCCCCACAUGAAGAACUUGGUGAUGUGGAAUCCUACCAUUCCCUAUGGAGUUCUUGAACACCUUCACCAGCUGGACUCCAGGAUCAGUGUGUAGAUUCAGAGGAUUCCAUAAGGUGUCAUAAAGAAAAGGGGAGGGUGUCCUCUGUGCUUUCCUGUCUUCUUGCUGCUUUAUGAAUCAGUGUUCUCAUGUUUGUUGCAAAAAAUCACAUUUCAGUUUCUAAGCAAUGCUUAAAUUGGGUGAAUUACAGCGUUUUAAAAUGCUAUUCCAAGACCCAACUGUAUUUCUACUUAAGUAGUAAAAAUUAAGUAACAUCAAAGAUGAAAAGAGCAUCUGGAUACUGUGACCACCAUUAAAGGAGACCAGGAACCACAAGGAUAUUGUGAGUAUAAAAAUCCAUCAUUGAGUCAUCGAAGAGGAAACUGAAAGUUGCUCAACCUGCAACAUCUGAAGCACUGACAGAUCAAAUCUGAAUGUUUUCUCCAUGGUGCCAGUGGUAACUACCAUCAAAUUUGCUCUAAUGAUUUUGGACUUUCAAAGCUCAGUGUUACACAUUUCACCUGUCUGUAUGGACUCAUUGGAAGCACUAGGGUGAGGAGCAUAAAAAAGAGUCAUCAGCCCUAGAAAAUGUUCUGAUAAGAUUAUCCACAAGCAUCUAGAAGCUGCUCUUUUCUUCAAAAUAAUCAGUGAAUCUAGAAGCUGCUCUUUUCUUCACUAAUAAUCAGUGCUGCCUUAAGGGAUAGAAACAUCUUCUAUGAUUUGUUACAGAAUCCUUCAAAAAGAUUGGAAAAAAAAAAAGUAAUGAGAAGAAAGGAAUUGAAAGUGAAAAACUGUGAAGUAUUCUUCUAACAUUAUUGCAGAAAUCCAAAUAGAUAAAAAUAGCCAGUUCAUUGCACACAAAUCCUCAAACGAUCUUUGAAGGUUUUUACUUUGUCUCAAAUGAGAACUCUAAAGUCAUAUACCUGGAUUGAUAUUUAAUUUCUUAAAUGCAGCUGGCAGCAUAAAUGUUUACAAGCACCAGUUUUAUACUUGACAGUGAUAUCACUACUGUGUGUGGUUUAUGUGGCCUUCUGGUUCAGAGUUAUAAGUAACCAGGCAAUCAGACAAAAGCACAUUUCAAAACACAUGUCUAUGCUGCUGGUCUCAGUCAUAAUGUGGGCCAAAUAUUCAUCCUUCUGACUGCAACAGCAAACCACUUGUCUCUUUUAUUCUUUUAUUUCUUCUCUGUGAACAUGAAGAGAACUUUAAAUUGUGCAGAGGCAAUUGGCAGGUCAAGAGCACCAUUCUGGAUUCCUAUCCAGACACAGCCUGAGACAGAACAACAAAAAGCUAGGAAUGCUCAAAAUGCCACAAAUGGGGAAGUCUUUAUUUCACAGUUAGCUCAGAGUUAGUUCAACAACCUCUUUGAAAUCUCUUCUGCUUGGAAGCACUGACAAUACUGACCCAAGUGCAAACUAGAAUCUCUCAAAUACUCUGUUUCUUGAUCUUUAAAAAUUCCCAGAUUUAAACAGUUCAAAAUCACAACAGUCAUAUUCUUUCCAGCAAGUUCUACUCCUCUCUUAAGUUUCAGUGCCUGCAAAAUCUUGACAGCAGGGAUGUGGACAAAUUAAAGAGAGUGGACAAAUUAAAGAGAGGAGGGAGAAAGGAAGGUCUGUUUGUUGUUUCUGAGAGCAGGGAAUCAGGCACGUAAAGGAACAGAGAGCAAGGAGCAAAAACUCUGUGGAGAAUAUGAUUGUAAUUAGAAUGAGGUAUUUUUCCUAAUUACUUGCAUGGUUCUUCUCUGUAGCCAAACUCUAGCCAGAGCCAUGCAUAAAAAUCUUAUUUAUCCUCUCCUCUUGGAGCUGCUUGAAUGGGAGGUAGUUUGAGCCAAAUCUGGUGUGGUAGUCCUGUUAGCCUGCAGCACUCUCCCCAUGCACAUCUGUGGUGAGCCCUUGUCUUGACCUCUCCUAACUAAGAUUUGGAUGACAAAUGCUCCUUUAGGGAUAUAUUCUGCAGCUGCACUUUACCAUGACUGAGUCUGAAAAUGUGCUAAAUAUUCCACAGGCAGCUGAAUGUUAGAGGGUGCUGUCUGGACUACUAAAAUCAUGUUGGCUGUACUGCUGUUCUCUGAGUUAGUGGGAGUUUUAUAAUGUAUAGGAAGUUUAUAAUGUACAGAUUGUAAAUUUUCAUACAGUGUUUUGGUUGUCUUUACACAUCUUUUUUAAAGUAUUAAUAAAAGUAAGUAUUCUGUUUAACAGUA